AUGAUGAGGGCUACGCGUCCGAAAAAGCUCACCCCCAAGCAGCCGAUACCGAUAUUUCGAGAGGAUCAGAUUGAUCUUACCGAAGAUGAUCCGCAAACUACACUACAGUCUAUCGAAACCGGCGUUGAGAAAGCUGAAGAAACUGAAUUCCAUUUGCAAGCUGCAAUAAAUGCCACUGCGUUUGGAAAUGCAGCCCAGACACAUAUCCCGACACCCGAAACUGUCCAGAGCUCAGUCCAGUAUGACACGCUCUACAGGCCUGUAUUUUCGCAGCCGGCGACGUAUAUCCGAUUCUCGUCGACCGUAGAAGACUGCAGUGGGUGCGGGUAUAAUCUUGUUGAGGAGGAUGAUGUCGCUUUGAAGAUAAUGAACCAGAAGCGGGACGCCUCAACACAAUGUACAGAGGACCAAUUCGAGGAGGUGAUGAGCUUCUUCGAAGAGACAGCACAGGCAAAACAGCCAUUUGCUGCUGUCGAUAAUCCACCUGUAGUAUCAUACCCGGAAAUGGAGGAAUGUUUCGAUGGCAUGAUACAUGAAAAGUUAAGGCCCUUUGUAAGAGAUAUAUAUGAGAGUUGGAAAUCGCGGCGGACAGCUUCAGGGAAUCGGCCCUUGCAGCCAACUUUAAAGGUAAGUCGUCCCGCUCAAGCAUGCCGUGAAACAUUCGCUGACAUCCUUUUGCAGUUUGAGACCGGGCAAGACACUGAUGAUGGUGAUCCAUAUGUUUGCUUCCGUCGUAGAGAAGUCCGACUGGCUCGGAAAACGCGAGGCCGGGAUGCACAGAGUGCUGAGAAGCUCAGACGCCUGAGAAAAGAGCUAGAAGAUGCCCGGACUCUAAUAGCCAUGGUCCAGCAACGUGAACUUGGACGAAAGGAAGUGUUCGCAGCUGAAAGGCAGCUGUUCAUGCAGCGCUGUGAGGUAAAGGAGAUGAAGCGGAAACUUGGUAUCAAGGACGAUGAUGAAGAUCUCAUCAAUCAGAAGGUAAAGCCCACAACUGAUGUGCUCGGGUUUUGUUUCAGCAUAACUGACUCGGACGUUCAGCCAAAGAAGAAACCCACAGAAGUUCCUGUUAUCCAGCGGCCAAAUGUUCCGCAGUUGCGUGUGCCUUCACGCAGCACUGGCCAGCUUGGCGAAGAUCUGCAAUUGCUUGAAGAUGUUCAAGCAGAUAAGGAAAACGAUAUUCUGCGAGAAAUCAAGCAGAACGUUGCAAAACAUGCCAAGUGGAACGAGGGUUAUGUAGACAUCACUCGAGCACCACUUACCCCAACCACACCACAAGGAUUCGAGGCUGAGUUCAGGCCGGCAAUAACGCAUGAGUACUUACCCACACCCCCUACUUCUGAGACCUCUGAACGCAUGCGGGACAUUCACAGUGGCCCAUCGCUGGAAACUCAGUGGUCAGCGCUUCGGCAGUCUAGUCCAUCGGAAGAUGAUUCAUGUAGGCCCACGCCAUCGUUCCGCCGGCGUGUAGGCCGUGGUGGUCGUGUUCUCAUCGACCGCAGAAACCUUGCACUCCGUAAUAAGGAUGGCGUGGAUCCUAUUAAGCUCGACCGGUUCAAGUAUGAUCGUGACGAUGAUGACAUGGAUAUCGUUUAUGAGAAAGACGAGUUCGAUAUCCAAAUCAUGCAACAUCGCGCGUAUCUGUCGGCCAAGGCGAGGGACCAAGCCAUAACCCAGGCUCAGCUACAAGCCCAACAACAGGCCCACGGUCAGCAAGUUCCCAAUGGUCGGCGGUUGCCUGGUGCACCUCCUACGCCCAGUCAUAAUAAUGUCAAUCCCAACUCAUCAAAUAUAGCACAGAAAGCUUAA
Trichophyton benhamiae CBS 112371 is the source of this 1806-nucleotide messenger RNA. RefSeq lists its product as uncharacterized. The record is from RefSeq and is a predicted model, not a curated record. The coding region runs from base 1 to 1806 and encodes 601 amino acids. Gene Ontology annotation, cellular component: piccolo histone acetyltransferase complex. Gene Ontology annotation, biological process: regulation of transcription by RNA polymerase II. The transcript is spliced from 2 exons. Lineage: Eukaryota; Fungi; Ascomycota; Eurotiomycetes; Onygenales; Arthrodermataceae.